Molecule: messenger RNA, 12662 nt
Organism: Paramuricea clavata
Lineage: Eukaryota; Metazoa; Cnidaria; Anthozoa; Malacalcyonacea; Plexauridae
Source: the annotation of a GenBank genome assembly
GUGAUACUGUCAUUUCUAUUUAGUAUGACAUAUAUUGGUCUUUAUUAUGUCGAAUCCCAAUAGUAAGUGGAUUUCUUCUAGCGGACAUGUGAAUGUUUCUGUGACAAAGGGGUUAGUGAAUGUAUCUUCCACCUCUGUGACUGAGGUUCCAUCCCUGUAAUAUCAAAAGUUGUCGCAGUUGUCUGAUUAUAAUUUCACCUCAGUCACAUGUGAGAAGAGUGCUUCCAGUUUGACCUUACCAAACCCUGUAGGUUUUCUCAAGGUACUCAAGUUUCUUCUGUAGUAACACUGGAUCAACAAGAGAUGAUCCUUACCGGACCUCUAGGAAAAACAGUUUAGAACUGAUAGAGCUAUCCAGUAUAAAUAAAGUUAGUUUAGUUUAGGUUUCCUCCUGUAGUAACACUGGAUCGAUAAGAGAUGAUCCUUACUGGACCUCUAGGAAGAACAGUUUAGAACUGAUAGAGCUAUCCAGUAUAAAUAAAGUUAGUUUAGUUUAGGUUUCCUCCUGUAGUAACACUGGAUCAACAAGGGUUGAUCCUCAUUUGGACCUCUUUCUCUUAUACAUUUAUUCUUCUUGUUUCUAGUCCAGUUGAACAUUGUUUAGAACUGGACAAACAGAACCUAUGGAUAUAUGAGAUUGCACUCAAUACAUUUUUCAUAGUUCAUUUUAUAAUCAGGGUAAGAUUUCAGAAUAUGAUGGUGAACUUCAGAAAUGUUGACAUUUAUACGAGCAAGAAAAUUAAACCGUACAUCUCUCUAUUCUUAAUACAAGACUACUACAUAGAAUGAAAAAAAUGAACAUUAUUCUCACACACUGAUAACUGCAAGUUGACCACCAUCUGCUGCACGAUAUUGCUCAAUGAAAUUAAGACAUAUAUAGUUUAGUUUUUAAUACUAAUUUUCAGUCUUAUAUAAUUAUAGUUUUUGGCAGCAAAUGACAAAUUGUUAUUUUGGUUGGAGUUAUCAUCUAUCGUCGAUUUUUUUACCGUGCCACAAGUGUUUGUGUCAAUAGUUGUUGAACAAACAUGGCUAGGUAAGUGAAAAUAACCAAACGUGGGUCGUGCAGUGUAGGUAGUAUUCCACAAUAAGCUAUCGUGGUUUGUGUCUGAACUAUCUAAAAGAAAUAUCUCAAAUUUGGUGGUCCAGUGUAGGUAGUAUUCUACAAUAAGCUGUCGUGGUUUGUAUCUGAACUACCUGAAAAAGAUAUCUCAAAUGUAGUGGUCCAAUGUAGGUAGUAUUCUACAAUAAGCUGCCAUAGUUUGUGUAUGAACUACCUGAAAAAGAUAAUUAUUUCAAACGUAGUGGUCCAGUGUAGGUAGUUCAUAUACUAGCCCCACGGCCACGUCAACAUCACAUCUAUAAACUACAAAAUUAACCACCUCUAUAAUAAUGCAUUUUUUUAGGUCUAAGAUUUUUGAGAGCUCUUCAACUAUUAAGGCUUUCAGAAGUUUUGCAAAUCCUGGGUAUUUUACACAGCGCGUAAGCAUAACUAAGCACAUUGAAUUCCUGUUUUAACUUUUCACCUAAUUUUAGCGAUUAAUGAGUAAUUCAUUCGUUCGCCUUCUUGUUUAGUGGAAGCAUAGAAAUGGCGACUGUUAUCGGCAAUUUUGUCGGCCUGUGGAUCACGUCCGCUGGAAUGGUGCACAUUGUGAGUUACCAUUAUUGUUGGUUAUACAAUGGUUGUUCAAAUUUGGUGCAAUGUACGGUCAACCAUUUUGACAACCAUUUGAAAAAGGCAAAUUCAGGAUCCGAAGAACAUUAAACACUUUUUCCAAGUCGGUUUUGAACACAUAUGUUUCUUAUCUUUUGUCUAGCUUGAGAAUACAGGAGACCCCUUUGGAGAUCACGAAUACGAAGGACGGCAUUUGAACCCAUUUGACUGUUUGUACUUUUUGUUGGUAAGUGCUUUUCUUGAUUGUUAUUGAUUCAUUCAUUCACUUGGAAAUGGACCUUUCUCGUGUGUACGGUCAACAAGUUUUCCUUGACAAAGUGUUCCUUAUUGCCAGUUCUUUUUGCUCGCGUGCACGGAAUGUUGUUAAACAAAUAUCUCACAUGAAGAUCACCUUUGACGGCUUUGUUUGCCAAAACAAUAGAAGCAGUUUUCCUUGAUCGUACACACGAAUACAUUUCCCUUGUCCAAAAUCUGGCAAGAUUAGCUUUGGAAUAAGGCUUCUUGGCAAGGAAGGCAUUUUUUACAAAAUUUGUCAAAGAAAAAUGGGGGCUUAAGACUCUAGUUGUUUUUAAUAAAUACUGAAUUAGUUAACCGUAGUUUUUUUCUGUUUUGCUAGGUAACAAUGUCGACCGUGGGUUAUGGUGAUAUCUACUGUCAUACGUAUCUGGGAAAAAUUUUCAUCUGCAUAUUUAUUUGUGUCGGCCUCGUCAUGUUCACGUCAGCAAUUCCGGUAAUCGGGUCAUUCAUUGCAUCGCAGUCGAAAUAUAACAGUUCUUUUAAAUCUACGGAUGGUGUAAGGUAAAUCGAUAAAGUAUAUAUUAAUAUUUUGUAACUUUAUUUGCAGUGGAUCACCUAUAUCAUGCAGUUUUAAACUUUCAGUGACAGUGCAGGUAAUGACUCCACCAGUAUAUGAUUUCGUUCCUCUUCACCAAAACAUUCUCACUCUAUUUUUCAGUCAUGUCGUUGUUUGUGGUCACAUUACUAAAGACACAGUGGACAGCUUUCUUCGGGAGUUUUUGCAUCCAGAUCGAGACGAUGUGAAUGAGCAUGUUGUCUUUCUGUAUCCGUAAGUGAAGUUUCUAGUAUUUCCAUUCAUGAGAAACUAAGUUGAGCCAAAAGAGGUGUUCAUUCAAAUCGGUACGUUGCAGAGAAUUUGCAGUGAAAAAUCAUAUGCACUUUGUUUCCAGGUCAUUUCCUACAAGUGAAUUAGAAGCUGUGUUAAAGCGAAAUUCGACAAGCGUGUCUUACUUCAAGGGAACUGUCUUGGAUGGCGGAGAUUGCGAGCGAGUAGAGGUAUUGCGGAGGAAUGAACUUUGGCAACAACGAAACCCCAUAAUUAACAAUCUCGUGCUCAAAUUAGUUUGUACCCACAAUUUCGUGUUCUUUGGACAGCUAGAUCACGGGUUACAACGUUUUGAAAAUUUAACUUGCAGAAGCAAAUUCUGGACAAAAUGUAUGCGAAAUUUUCAAAGCUUUAUAACUCGCGACCUAACUGUCCCAACAACGUGAAAUUUUGUGUAUGGACUAUUCUGAGCAUGAAAAAUUCAAUUCUGGGGUCCAUUUUCCCCAAAUAUCAAAAUAAGAACUUUGAUAGCGCUGGAUCGUCGAAUUCUAAAAUUUGGAGGUUUUUUAUUCCAGAUGAGAGAGGCAUCGGCAGUCUUGAUCUUAGCCAACCGUCAUUGCACGAAUCCCGACGCUGAAGAUGCUGCUAAUAUCAUGAGGUAAGGGCUGGACCAUUGGAUAUCCUGGGAGGUGGGGGCUGGCAGAUCCCCCAAAAAAAUUCAUGCAAAGAAUGCAGUGUCGGGAAAGAAAAAGCAUUUAGGGAAAGAACUACAACUACAUGGAACAUAUAGAAAUAUAAAGAAAAAAUUCCUGCACAGCUUCUUCAACGUAAAAUAAGUUCGACAAAGCUCUGAAAUAAAAGUACUUCUUGCAAGGAAAAUUUCCCCUCCCCUUAACUAAAAUACAAUUAAUCAUUUGUUUAAAUGUUAGGGUUAUUUCAAUCAAGAAUCUUUCAUCAAGAAUCCGAGUUGUUAUUCAGCUUUUACAAUAUCACAAUAAGGUAAUUAUUCUAAAAAUUAUUUCAAUUUAUUUGACAUUAUAACUGGAGAUAUACGCGCUUGUAACUAGUGGAACAGACGGUGAAUUUAAUUUCUGUUUCUUAAGAUGCAUCUAUUUAACAUUCGUUCCUGGAAUGCUGAUAAUGGUGAUGAUAUGGUUUGCGUGAGUGAGGUACGAUAAAACAACCUAUCUUUCAUUCAUGCAAUGGACCUAUUUCCUAAUGAACAAAAUUUUGAUCUGGACAAGUCUAGAUAAAGAUUUUAUCACAGCUUGAAAGAGCAUCACAAAAUUAGUAAUAUUCCGAAGUUUCGUUGCAAAAUGUUGUAAAAUGCGGAUAUGUUCAUUAGGGAAUGGGUCCAUUCAUGUCGUUGGAACAAUUUAUGCUGAGUUCUGAUAUGCAUUAAAUGAUUCUUUCUUUAGCUGAAACUUGGAUUCAUUGCACAAAGCUGUCUUUCUCAAGGAUUCUCCACACUUUUGGCCAAUAUAUUUGCCAUGCGAAGCGAGGUAAACUACACCACAGGAGGAAACCUUUAUUUAUACUGGGUAGCUCUAUCAGUUCUAAAAUGUUCUUCCUAGAGGUCCAGUAAGAGGCACCUCUUAUUGAUGCAGAACCUAAACUAACUUUAUUUAUACUGGAUAGCUCUGUCAGUUAGAGAAAUUGUUCUUCCUAGAGGUCUAGUAAGGAUCAUCUCUUAUUGAUCCAGUGUUACUACAGGAGGAAACCUAAACUGAACUAACUUUAUUUAUACUGCUUAGUUCUAUUAGUUGUAAACUGUUCUUCCCAGAGGUCCUGUAAGAGACAUAUCUUACUGAUCCAGUAUUACUACAGGAAGAAAUAGCUCUAUCAGUUUUAAACUGUUCUCCCUGGAGUCGAGGUUCAGUAAGGGUCAUCUCUUAUCGGUCAAGGAAAUCGGAAUACGUGCAUGGGGAGAAACUAGAUGCAUGGAUAAAGUCAAAUUGGAAACACUGACCACUGUGUCACGAACAUCUCAAGGACUUUUUUGUGCUUUUUAGCCAUCUGAAGAUGAGGAAGUCGCCACUUGGAAAGCAAACUAUCUCCUCGGAGCGUCUAAAGAAAUGUACACUGAGACCUUAUCUCCUGCUUUUGUGGGCAUGGGCUUUCAUGAUUUUGUACUGUAAGUAGUACACAUUAAGUUGUAGAUGAUUUGAAUUUAGUACGUUGUUUGUUGACAUUGUUGUUGUAGAAACAUGAAUAACAACAGCAAUAACAGGUAGUUUAAGAUGCCGACAACGAACAACGGGUACAGAGUACGGUUGAAGGCUUGUUUUCGCAUUGCUUUAACUGAGGCAGACAAAAUUUAAAUAUCUCCAGAGCAUGCAUACUUUUCACCGUAGCGACCUUGGCUACAACGUGAAAAUCACAUUCUUGUGUUGUCAAACAGAAUCAAGAACAUAGCACCGAAACUGACUACGCAACGUUGCAGGUUGGAAAAUAUUUUUAUAAAGAAAUGAUGAAAAUUAAAAGAUGAAACUUACUGAACCGGCAAAGCCAUGCACAUAAAACAUAUUUGGGGAGAAUUUAUUAUGACCAUUUAGUAUUUGCAUACAUAUAACAAAAACUAUUUCAAAUGUAGUCGGUAUAGUUCGUCGUCAAGAUCUUAAACUCCCCAAUAGCAGAACAGCGACAACGACAAUUAAAACUACCAACACUGAUAAACAGUACAGAUGUAAGUGUGCUCUUCUAGACACUGAAUGAAACCUAAUGCAUUUUUCUUUUUUAUAGCUUUUGCUUCGAGAAACUUGGCCUGACCUUACUAGCUAUCCAGUUGCGUUCCAAAGAUGGUCAUUUACAGUAAGUAUUAUCACAUUUUCUUAUCUUCAGUUUGCAUCGUCACAUAUCAGUGGUUUACAUUGAUAAAUUUUCUAACAGCCCGGUGAAACCAGGAUGAGAGUUGUUGAGAAGCGAGAGUUUGCAUGAGAGUUUUCUCAACUGUCAUGUCCCAUUCAAACAAGAACAAGAGUUACAUGAGAGUUGAUGAAAGUUGACUGGAUAUUAUACAAGUCAAACCAACAAGAACUCUCACAUUAACUUUCAUCAAAGUUGAUGAGAGUUGAUAAUAGUGCAUGAGAGUCGAUGAGAGUUAAACGCGAGCGAAGGAUACAACAACUCUCGCCCUUGUUUGAAAAAGGAUUAAUGCUGGUGGCUCACUCAUCUCCUUGAUUUAUCUUUUUCCAGCUAUGUUCUCAAUCCGUGUGACGAGAAUGUCAAGGUUGAGCCAGGCAGCAAGGGUUGUUUCAUCGCAGAUUCAGCCAUUGAAGUUAAAAGGUAAAAAUUUUUCUAGCCCAAUCUGUUAGACGAUUAUUCUUCCCCACUGAUUAAACGUCAUCUAUUCCUUGUCCAGAGUAUUCCUAUACUGUAACAAAUGUCAUAACAACGUCAACUCCCCGGAAGAAAUUGAGGAAUGCAAAUGUGGAGGUGGGAGAUUGCUUUCAUGAAGAAAUUUUUGUCCAUGUAAUUUUUAAUUUUCAGCAAAUUAUAUUCUUGUUUUCAGAAAAAGGUUCGAGUAAAAUGGUUGUUCCUCCUGCGAUAGUGAAUGGUAAAGUAUUCCUCUUGAUAUUUUUUAUUUCUGACACCUAAUUAUAAUUAUUAAUUUGGAAUCGUCGUAUUUUCUCUGUUAAAUGCGAGGGUCUAGUGUACGUAGUAUCCCACCAUAAGCUGUUCGUUGAAAUUCUUUCGUUUUGUUUUAGUGGAUGAGAAUGAAACAUGUAUUGAGUUAUUCACGCCUACCAACAAGACUAGGCCCAAUUUAAAGAGAACUGCAACGAAGUAAGUUCAUAGUUUUUGCUGCUGCAUGACCCAUGUCGCCUCUGUGAAGAACUAAUAGAAUUAUCCUGUAUAAAUAAUGUUAGUUUAGUUUGAGUUUCUUCCUGCAUUAACACUGGAUCAAUAAGAGAAGAUCCUAUAACUGGACCUCUAGAAAGAACAGUUUAGAACUGAUAGAGCUAUCCAGCAUAAAUAAUGUUAGUUUAGUUUAGUUUGAGUUUCUUCCUGUAGUAAGACUGGAUCGACAAGAGAUGGCUCUUUCAGAACUGAUAGAGCUAUCCGAUAUAGAUUUAUGUUUCCUCCUGUAGUAACACUGGACCAAUAAGUAUAGAAACUGUUACUGAAACUCUGUCUUGGAUAAACAUAGUUUUUUUUUAAUUGAGCUGAGACUGUAUUUCAAUUUUCUUGCAGACUUCAAGACUUAAUGGCAGUACCUGGCAAGCCUAACAUGUUCGAUUCAACAGGAACAUACUACUGGUGUGAGACAGUCGAUUUUGACACGGCCACUGUGGUAAGUGAGAGGUCCACUGCUCAGUGGCGGCACCAGGCCUCACAUUUUGGGGAGAGGGGGGGCAAUAGACCCAUUGCACAAGACGUCACAGCGCCGGUGACGAUGCGUCUGGAGGACAAAUUAGCAAUCUAUGCAUAAUAUAAUUUUUGUAAACAUAUCAAAUUUUGUAAAAGUUUAUAAUAAUUUUGUAUUAAAAUGGUUGAUUUUUGCGCUGUAUCUGGUUGUUGUACCCGAACAGAUAUUGUAAGGAAGCAUCUGGAGGACACUGUAAGGAUUUGUGACGUCAGUGCAAUGGGUCUAUUGAGGAGCAAACUAAUCUUUUGGGGGGCCAAAAGCUUUUAAAGAUCAAUGUUAUAAACGUACGCGUAAUGUUGCAUGAGAAUUUCUGACGAGUCUGGCACAAACUCUCUCGUCAACUCUCAUUAAAGCUCAAAGCUGACGACAGUUGACGCAAGCGAGAGUUGCAUCUCUCAUCAACUCUCAUUCUUGUUUUACCGGGGGGACUUUACCUUACUUUUUUAUCUCCUAGGAUCGCAGCAAAGCUGAACAGAUAGUAUUCAACAAUCAUAUAGUGGUGUGUGUCUUUGCUGAAUCCAACGGCCCGCUUGUAGGGCUGCGGACACUGUGUAUCCCGUUGCGGGCAAGCAACCUGCAACCUAGCGAGCUGAAGAAAAUUGUAUUUGUCGGGGAUGGCGACUACUUGAGAAAGGAAUGGGAACAACUCUGUAAUUUUCCCGAAAUCAACGUCAUGCCGGUACGUGAGGAAAAUUAGUGGUUUUAGGAAGCGUUACAGGCCAGCAAGCGUUAGCGAAAGAUAUUUCAAACGUGGAGGUCCAAUGUAGGUAGUAUUCUAGAGUAAGCUGUUGUGGUUUAUGUCUGAACUACCUGAAAAAGAUAUCUCAAACGUGGUGGUCCAAUGUAGGUGGUAUUCUACAAUAAGCUGUUGUGGUUUGUGUCUUAACUACCUGAAAAAAAUAUCUCAAAUGUGGUGAUCCACUGUAGGUAGUAUUCUAUACAAUAAGCUGUUGUGGUUUGUGUCUGAACUAUACCUGAAAAAGAUAUCUCAAACGUGGUGGUCCAGUGCAGGUAGUAUUCUACAAUAAGCUGCCGUGGUUUGUGUCUGAACUACCUGAAAAAGAUAUCUCAAACGUGGUGGUCCAGUGUAGGUAGUACUCUACAAUAAGCUGUCAUGGUUUGUGUCUGAACUACCUGAAAAAGAUAUCUCAAACUGACGUUGUGGUCCAGUGUAUGUAUAGUAUUCUACAAUAAACUGUUGUGGUUUGUGUCUCAACUACCUCAAAAAGAUAUCUCAAAUGUGGUGGUCCACUGUAGCUAGUGUUCUACAAUAAGUUGUCGUGGUUUGUGUCUGACCUGUCUGGUUCAGAAAAGGAAAAGUUUAAUUCAACUUUUCUCCACAAUAGGGCUCCCCAUUCAACCGAGCAGAUCUCAAUGCCGUAAACGCGAAUCUGGCAGCAAUGGUCGUAGUUCUCUCACCGAUAGUUCAAGCUGCUGACGCCUUAAAUGAUAACCAGGCAUUCGCUGAUAAGGAGCCAAUCAUGGCCAGUUUAAAUUUGAAGGCUAUGUCUUUUGAUGACGUUGCUACAGUAUUACAGAGAGAGAUGGUCGCUCAUUUGUCAGCGGAUGGAGAGAACGAUUCUAAAGUUUCUCAACCAAAUAGAAUACUUUCUAUGUCCAAAUUGCAGGAAAUUAGCGCAGUUUUACCAAUGAUUACGGAGUUAGGUAAGUCCGCUAGAUGCUUAUGUUUUCAUCCACGUUUGGUUCAGUGUCUGUCCGUGUGUGUUUGCCUGUCAACUUAAAAAAUAUCAAACGUGUUGAUACGAAAAGUUGUGGGAUUAAUUAGACCGCGAACUGCAAAUCUAAACCCGCGGAAAGGAGGGACCGCUCGCAGUCUAGGGAUGACUAGGGAUUAAUUGACAUUGCCCAAGAACAAAUUGGUUAAAUUUUAGUUAAAUUUCAAGGAUGAAAACUGGAUGAGAAUUUACAAUUUUCAUCUUGCAGAGUUCAUCUUGCAUCACCAUACUGAAUGCGUAAUUUGAUUUAACAGGGUUCGUAGCGGUCUUUGAAAUCCUUGAAAGUCUUUAAAUUGGAAUGCAGGUCUUUGAGGUCUUUGAAAUGUAUUUAAAUUGUGUGAAAAAGCGAAGAAAGUCUUUAAAAGUCUUUAAAUUCUUUAGUGAGGAAUUGAUUAUACGAUUUCCUAGCUAAUAAAAUAGAUUGAUUGAAUCAAGAUUUUCGCAAAUAUCGACGAAAAUGCGCAUUUUAGGAUGUGAUUUGACCAUAGAUAUAGGAGACCUAUGGACUUGACUGGACUUAUUACCGGGUAAAAAUGGUGCUCACACUCGCAAUUUUUCGACAGCUGAUUGCUCUCAAAGGUUUUUGAAAAGUCUUUCAUAAUCAGAAAAAAUCUUUGAAAGUCUUUGAAUUUUUUUGGUCUUGGAGACUACGAACCCUGUUUAAGGAAAUGGGUUUCCACCAUAGUAACUCUCUCCUCCAAACAAAUCCUUCCCUGGCGUUCUUAACUCAAUCUUUGUUUUUCCACUUUGGCGUUCUUUUUUCCUCUCUUCAUUUCCUUUGGUCCAUGUGUAAUUAUUUUACCCUGAUGUCGUUAUCCUGCAGUAUUUGACAACAACGUGCAGUAUUUGGACGACGAAGACGAAGAUGAAGACGGAAUUGGUUUCUACGAAACUCAACCUUUCGCAUGCGGCCAUGCUUUCACCGUCUCUGUGUUAGACUCUCUUAUGACAGCCGUAAGUAUCUAAAUAUAUAUUGUCUUAUUCAUAAUGGAUACUUGGGUAGCUCUAUAUAUUAGUUUUAAACUGUUCUUCUUAGAGGUACAGUAAGGAUCAUCUCUUAUUGAUCCAGUGUUACUACAGGAGGAAACCUAAACUAAACUAACUUUAGUUAUACUGGAUAGCUCUAUCAGUUUUAAACUGUUCUUCCUAGGGUCCAGUAAGGAUCAUCUCUUAUUGAUCCAGUGUUACUACAGGAGGAGACCUAAACUAAACUAACUUUAGUGAUACUGGGUAGCUCUAUCAGUUUUAAACUGUUUUUCUUAGAGGUACAGUAAGGGUAAUCUCUUAUUGAUCCAGUGUUACUACAGGAGGAGACCUAAACUAAACUAACUUUAGUUAUACUGGAUAGCUCUAUCAGUUCUAAACUGUUCUUCUUAGAGGCCCAGUAAGGAUUAUCUCUUAUUGAUCUAGUGUUACUACAGGAGAAAACCUAAACUAAACUAACUUUAUUUAUACUGGAUAGUUCUAUCAGUUCUAAGCUGUUCUCCAUAGAGGUCCAGUAAGAAUCGUCUCUUGUUGAUCCAGUGUUACUGCAGGAGGAAACCUAAACUAAACUAAUUUUAUCUAUCCUGGUAGCUUUAUCAGUUCUGAACUAUCCUUCGUAGAGGUCCAGUAUCUCGUAUUGGUAUAGUGUUGAUAUAUUGUUAUUUUAUCCCCCCCCCCCUUAGACUUACUUCAAUUCGGAUGUGUUGAACCUGGUGCGAGCUCUGGUUACUGGAGGUGUCAGCGCUGAACUGGAGGCUCAGUUUGCGGAAGGACACGAGAUCCGAGGAGUUGAGGAAACGCCAGAGAUUGCAGUGUUUAGACGGAGAGCAAAACUUACACAAGUCCCUCUGUUCGAAGGACCUAUGAAAGAAUUUGGGGUAAAUGAUUGAUUUGUAAACUUCUUAUUCUGGAGAGGUUCCUUGUUGAUGUAUUGGUACUACAAGUAAAUACCUAUAAACUAAACUAACUUUAUUUAAAGGCACAGUUCAGCCUUUUGAAUGAUAGUUUUAAGGCGGAUUACAAUUUUUCCUAGAGGCCCAGUAAGGAUCAUCUCUUAUUGACCCAGUGUUACUACAGGAGGACUACAACUUAAACUAUAAUAACUUUAUUUAUUCCUAACCUAACCCUACUUCAAGUUUGUUUCUAAACCAAUCUUGAAGAAAAAAGUUUUGACGAAAUGUCAUUCUGAGGUCAGCGAAAUAGUAUAUACCCAGUAAGAACAGUAAUAAAUACCCAGUUAACGGAGAUCAUAAGAACAUUCCUUAGAUUUUCUUUUCUUCUUUUUCAGGAGGGUCGUUCAUUUGGCCAACUCUUCACGCAUGCUCUAAAAGAAUUUCACAUCGUCUGUAUUGGUGUCUACCGUUUGAUGGGUGGAUCGUCCUCACGUCGUUACGUCAUCACCGCACCUAAUGCUGACUUUGCACUUAAUCCUAACGAUCUAGUAUUUGCACUUGCGCAGAGCGACUUCGUAGUCCUACCAGGAUCCUAAAAUGUUUUGGUCCCGCAUGAGAUCGGUCUGCGGUCUGUCCAUGGUUUUGCCUUUAGACUCCACCUAUGUUUUUUUUCUGUGGACCAUUACUGGUUAAAGAUUCUACCAUUAGCUAUGGUUUCUUCUGUAGACAAUCUGUGGUUGAAUUUUCCUGCCAUAUUUAAGUAUGCAUUGGUGUACACGACACAGUCUCCGCCAGAAAUCCUUUUGCGAAGAAAUCCGUCGCCUUUUUUGCGUUUCAAGUUAUUGCCAGAUAAGGUUAUGAUCACCUCUGGAUAAAGAAGUAUUUGAUUGUUGGCAAAGGCUUUUUCAGUGUUCCUUUGCAAGUGCAAAAAGUGGUCAAAUUGGAAUAGCUAUUAAGGACCUCGAUAACAUGCUCGCUUGAACGACCAUCGAUGUCUGUACGUGACCAGUCGGCUCUGAUUUGCCACUUUUGCAUAAAGGGUCAACCAUCUAUUGUGUUAAAUGUUAAUCUAUAUAUUGAUGAAAAUCAGGCCUUUUUUCAAUUCCUAAAUCAGCUCUCAGAGGUGAAACGAUACAAUGGUACAACACAGCGUAGAAUUGGUGGAUAUAACUCGCACAAGAUAGAUUAUUGCACGCGCUAUAUUACAGGCACCAUUGUAAGUGAAGGCACAUCGACUUCAGAAUUAUUAUGCCCCAUAAAGGAAUGGAUAGACAACGGACUAUGAAGUCGAAAGCAAGUAUAUAACAGUGUAACAAAUGGAUCAUUCCAUUUAAAAGACGUAACUGCCCUAUCAAGGACAAAGGUUUUACAAUAUCCCUGAAGAAUUCGUGUCAUCGUGAAAGAGAUCUCCAAAAGAAUCCUGUUCACAGCAUUUGCCCCUAUCAGCUUUAGCCCUGAAGAAUUUUUACAUUUGAGCCCUGAGGAUCAGAAAUCAGCCCAGUUCAAAAUACUCAACUGCUGCUGAAGUAUUCCGGAGUAAAACUCGCUUCCUCUGAAGAAGACAGGGGUAUUACGGAGAUUAAAUGGAAUAGCCCAAUGAUUCGAUGUUUUGGUAUGGUGGCUUAAAGAAUUAUUCUGGUAUAAAUCCUGCAACAUUUCACAAACCACUCCGCACAAUAAACUGAAAAAAUCUGACAGAAAAUGAAAGCUAGGCACAAAAGGCAAAAAGAUGCCUUAGACUCCAACCAAUCUUGCAAUUGAUCUCCCAGCGACGAAUAAAAACAAUUCAUAUUUAUUUGUAUUUUACAUUUUAUUACUUGUACAUAUAAUUUAUAAAGUAUUUAAAGACUUGUAUAAUAUUAUUGAGUGUAAUAUAAGUUAAUAUGGCUUCGGCAGUAUUUAUUGUAAGUAUUUGCAAAUUUGUAUAAACAAUGUGAUUUUUAGC